Messenger RNA from Acyrthosiphon pisum (pea aphid), 2871 nucleotides. RefSeq lists its product as uncharacterized. The transcript has 4 exons. Gene Ontology annotation, cellular component: semaphorin receptor complex; plasma membrane. Bases 118 to 2871 code for a protein of 917 amino acids. Lineage: Eukaryota; Metazoa; Arthropoda; Insecta; Hemiptera; Aphididae. Gene Ontology annotation, molecular function: semaphorin receptor activity. The record is from RefSeq and is a predicted model, not a curated record. Gene Ontology annotation, biological process: negative regulation of cell adhesion; regulation of cell migration; positive regulation of axonogenesis.
CUAUAAGUUGUUAUCUUUUUAGUUUUUAAUUUGUUUUAUUCAAAAAAGAUUUGGUUUUUCAACAAGUUGUACAAAAAAACUUUCUGCGACUUCUCUAACAAAAACUGUGUACACAAAAUGAUGAACAAUAUUGGACGGAAAAUACAACAUUUUAACAGUGCAAUAGCUGAUAGCAGAAAGAUAUGCAAAAACAAAAAAUAUAUCAAUUACAAAUCUAUGAAUGGACUAUUUUUAACUGUCUAUACAAUGGCUUUGAUUUUUCAAACGCACAGUAGCUCACUUGAAAAAGAGUACAAGAAAAUCAGGUGCUCAGAUUCAAUGACGUGCAGCAAAUGUACAAUCGAACCUAUGUGUGUAUGGUCCCUUAAACAACAAACAUGUGAAAAAACGAAUCAAUAUAAUUCGUCGAGUUUAAUUGUCUCCAGAAUAGGAGAAUGUCCAAAGUUUAGAGUAGUUAAAAAAUAUGAUUAUGAAUAUACAGACAAUUCAAGAAUUUGUGUGGACUAUGAUGUCGAGAUAACAAAUGAUUUGUUAGGUUUCAUAAAUUAUCUUAAUAACGCUGAUAUGUAUUACGCAAUUCUAAAUGCUUUUCAAGAAAAGGUUAAAAUAACAGAUAAAACGAAAAUAUUGUGUUCAUUCCUCCAAAAAAAAUCAUCGGUUAACAUCAAGCCGGCUAUUAUUUUUAUAUUUAUUAAGUUCAAUGACAUUAUGAUACAGUUUGACAACGUCGCUGAUCACUAUGUUACGGUGUAUGGACAUAAGGAAUGCGCCACCAAUGAAAAGUACAAAAACUGUGUGACAUGUGGAUGGAAUACAAACAAGUACUCGAACUACUUGAAAUGGUGUUCAUCCGAAAACACCUGUAAUGAUGACAAGAGCUUAUACCUAAAGAAUAAUGCUACAAAUAUAAUAGACGAAAAGGUAGCGUACGUGGCGAAUGAAUGUGCCGAAAUAAAUGUAACAGCGGUAAAUCCACUGUCUGGACCGAAAACCGGUGGAACGACCGUAAGGAUAAUAGUUAGGAACCACAGGAUAUUCCUUGAGAACCGAACGUUAAAGGUAACCGUGGCAGGAACAGUAUGCACGAAUCCAAAUACGUCCGGGCUCGACACUAUAACUUGCACUACGUCACAAGCGGUUGACGCAUUAUCGGGUCCGAUCCUGGUGGAGUACUCGUCGUUCGAAAGUGGACUAAAGAUUGAGUCGUCCCAGAUAUUCAAGUAUUGUGUCGAUCCCGUACUAGACGCAGACCAACAACUUGGUGGCAUAGCGUCCGGUGGCACUUCUGUGCCGAUUCACGGAAGACAUUUCGUAGAACCUUGCGUUAUAUCCUCUGCCCAACUGUACGUUGACCUUCCCAAUGGUGUCACAAGGUACGCAUACAAUGUUUGUGAUCCACCGGUUAACGACACCUAUAUGGUUUGUCAAUCGCCAAGAAUGAACGGUGCUAGCUGGGACAGUAACCAGUCGGUGGUGGGACGGCUGCUUAACUUCGGGCUUAAUGUGCUGAAAUUUAAUGGAAAUCAGUCUUUGUCCGUUACCGGAACGUCACUUAGCUUUCACGUGCACCCCGAUCCUGUUCUCGAGGACUUUAAAGAGUGUGCAAAUGACGAAAAGUACAAAUCAUGUGCUACAUGUGCAUGGAAUAAAGAUGGGUACUCAAACUACUUGAGAUGGUGUUCCUCCGAUAACACCUGCCAAGUUCGCAAAAAUAUGUAUAUGAGGAACAACGGUGAAGAACAGUUAAACUUAAAAUUAGCACACUUGACGAAUGAUUGUUCCGAAAUAAAUGUGACGGCAGUUGAUCCGCUUUCUGGGCCGGAAACCGGUGGCACGACCAUGAUGAUCACAGUGAGGAACCAUGAGAUAUUAGCAGAGAACCGAACAGUAAUUGUGACAAUAGCAGGAACAGUGUGCAUGAACCCCAGAACAUUGGGACCAGAGACUAUAACGUGCACCACAACACAAUCCAAAAAAACAUUGUCCGGUCCGAUUAUGGUCGAGUACUCGUCGAUUGAAAGUGUGCUGAAGAUUGAGUCGUCUCAGAUAUUCCAAUUCUGUCUCAAUCCCGUACUGGACGUGGCCCACCAACUUGGAGGCAUAGCGUCUGGUGGCACUUCCGUGCCGGUCCUUGGCAAUAAUUUCGUAGAACCAUGCUUUGCAUUGCUUGCCCGACUGUACGUUGACCUGUCUGACGAUGUCAGACGGUAUUCAGAUAGUUAUUGCGAUCCACCAGUCAACGACACGUACAUGGUAUGCCGAUCGCCAAAAGUGAACUGCGAUAGCAGGGACGGGGACGCGUCGGUUGUGGGGAAGCUACUGAACUUCGGACUGGAAAUAACAUUCAGUAACGUCGACUUCUCUUCGAAUCAGUCACAGCCAAUCGUGGUUCGUGGCCCAUCGCUCAGUUUUUACGUGCACCCCGAUCCGGUUCUGUUAGACUUUAAAAUUGACGAAAGUGGUUCAGUAGUCGUCAAUGGCCUCCACUUGCAGGAUUUACAGCCUAAAGAUAUCGUGAUUCGGGCGAUGGAUUCACCGUCCUCAGUUUGCCUAGUCAUUUCGGUGAUACGAGACGGUUUGGUGUGUGAACCGAAUAUGUCCGUCAACGCGGCUCAAAUUAUCUCCGUCACAUUGGGCAAGUCUUUGCUGUUCACUGUGAGCAGGAGAACGUUACCUCAUCCUGAUGAUCCUUCCGAAAUUACUGGCUGGUUUAUCACAGUUAUUGUCAUGUCUACGGUGCUGGUAUUUGUCUUAGCUUUGGCUUAUUGCCUAAGAAAAAAAAAUCGGGCUUAUGUGAUUGAAAAUAAUAUUAGUAACCUGCCUGAGUCAUCCACAAGUUCGCAGGACCUAUACGUACAAACUAUACUGUAA